Molecule: messenger RNA, 1506 nt
Organism: Dalotia coriaria
Lineage: Eukaryota; Metazoa; Arthropoda; Insecta; Coleoptera; Staphylinidae
Gene: twf
Product: twinfilin actin binding protein
Exons: 7
Coding region: 163-1188 (341 amino acids)
Biological process (GO): positive regulation of neuron projection development; regulation of lamellipodium assembly; barbed-end actin filament capping
Cellular component (GO): myofibril; actin filament; cytoplasm
Molecular function (GO): actin monomer binding; actin filament binding
Source: RefSeq, a predicted model, not a curated record
AUCCAACCAUAUCAUGCGUGUAUCAUGCAGGGAUAUGACAACUACGUUUAUUUCUUUGUUGAUUUAUAGAAAUUAGAGUAACAAGUGUCUUACCACACAUACUUCUUGCCAUCAACGUAAAAUUAGUGUAAAGAAUCUUCCCAAUAUCUGUCAUCAAGCACAAUGUCACACCAAACUGGAAUCCAAGCCAAUGAUGAACUUAAAACAUACUUUGCCAAGUGUAGGGAUGGUCAAAUUCGUCUUCUUAAAGUCAUCAUUGAGAAUGAACAAUUAGUCUUGGGGACAUGUAUGAAGCAAGAGCGCACCUGGGAAGAGGAUUAUGAUAAUUUUAUUUUGCCCCAAAUUGAGGGGAAUAAACCUUGCUAUAUACUUUACAGGUUUGAUUCAUGGAAUGUGUCUGGUUAUGACUGGCUUCUUAUCAGCUGGGUGCCCGAUAGUGCUAGUGUCAGGCAGAAGAUGUUGUAUGCUUCUACCAAGGCUACACUAAAGACUGAGUUUGGAUCAUCUUUGAUUACUGAAGAAAUGCAUUGCACAAUAAUGGGUGAUAUAAAUCUUGAUGGCUAUAAGAAACACAAGUGUACUACAAAUGCGCCCGCACCUUUAACUAGUAGGGAAGAAGAAUUGCAGGAAAUCAGGAAAUCUGAAGUAAGAACCGAUGUCAGUGUUGAUUCAAAGCAUCAAACUUUGAGUGGUGUGUUAUUUCCUAUUGCUCAAGAAAUCAAGGACUCUCUCAGUCAUCUUUGCUCAGGAAAAAUUGACUAUAUUCAGAUGAAAAUUGACAUUGAAGCAGAAAAAGUGCUGCUGGAAACAGCUGAAAAAAUCACGGUGGAUUCCUUAGCAAAGAAAAUUCCAGCAGAUCAUGCGCGUUAUCAUUUAUACAAGUUUUGUCAUACUCAUGAGGGUGAUUACUUGGAAAGUAUAGUGUUCAUUUACUCUAUGCCUGGAUAUAAUUGCACAAUCAAGGAGAGAAUGCUGUAUUCCAGCUGCAAGCAACCCUUAGUUGAUUCAAUCUCAAGUUGGGGAGUUGAUAUAGCCAAAAAGUUGGAGAUUGAUGAUGCCUCUGAAUUAUCUGAGAAAUAUCUAUACGAAGAGUUACACCCUAUCAAGAAUUUACAUCAGCCUAAAUUUGCCAAACCAAAAGGGCCUCCAAAUCGCGGACCCCGCCGUCUCACAAAACCCACAGAUUAAAUGAUACAAUGAUGGCUUAAAAUGGAAUCAACUACCUUGAUUUUUAAUUUUACAAUUCACAAUUCAAUUUUGAUACGUUUUGAAGUACAGGAAUGUUUUAAAGUAUUAUUUUGUUGAUACAACAAUAUUAGCAAUAUUUAUAUUUAUAUAUAGCGGUUGAACGGUUGAACAGUUCAUAUUUGAUGAUAUAAAGCAUUUGUAUCAAACAUUUUUAUGUAAGCUCAAAAUGCUCUAAGUAUUUUAAGCUAAAUAUCGUACUUCUGUUAUAUGUUAAUUACCAUUCAUUAAUUCUUUAAUAAUAUACAUUAUUCAAUUUCA